GCCCAGCGCAGCCCCGCGAUUUCUGUCGUCUUCGCACUGCGGACUUCCCAAACAGACGAGCCAAACGCCAACGUCCGCAGCACAUUUGGUUCGAAACCUCAGCAUCGUUGCUUCUUCCGCGCCAAUUUCGCGCAAUCAGCGCCAGCAGGGGCGUUUACAGUAGCAGGCCUGGUCGGAUCAAUAUGAAAGGCUGCUCCAGUCACGGAGGGGCCUCGGAGUCGUCGGACCCAGCGUCGCACCGAUUUCGAGUUGGCCGAGGUCCACCAGCGACGGGCCUUGACCUUGCGGAUGAAAGGCAACCGAUCCAUGAUCGACAAGGCUCUCAACGAACACCCCGAGGACGUCAACGAUGUCUACGACUUGCUGGCCAACAAAGGGCGGCUCCCCGCUCGCAACUCGGCCAGCUUGCCAGCCGCGUCGAGCGGCCUUGGGGGGCCUAGCAACGUCAAGGGGGAGGGCGAGAACGGGGCGAAGAAGGAGGAGACGCCGGAGGCAACGGAGGAAACGGCGGGAGCGGUGGGCGUGGCCGAACUCCCGAACGACGACCCCGAACUGGCACAUUGCAUCGAGGUCAUGGGCGAGAAGAUCCCUGACACGUAUAUCAGGUUCGGUGGCAAGCAUGGCCUCCCAGGGAGAGCAUGGAAAGCGCUUCUGCCGACGAUGGAGCCAUUGGUGUUCAACAGGUUCUCUUUGGCAGCCCUCAUCCCUUCGGGGAAGAGGGAGAUCGACGUCGACCAGGCGACGAAGGUGAACGAGAUGAUGACAGGACUUGUGGACGACACCCAUCUCACAGGGAAGCUUCGUGAGACCCGGGUCUUGGUCAAGACGUUGCGCGAAUUCAACGAGAAGGAGGGCAGGCCUGCCAGGAACAUGCGGCUUCCGAUCGACUGGUCUGUCGAUGCCUGGUGGCGGAAGGACGAACACACGGAGGACAUGCUGACUGUCCUCAUGCUCACGGGUGCCGUAAUCAAGAUCACGGCGGAGAAUCUUGGGGUUCCAGCUGGAGAAGAGUUCCUUGGGGCUCAAUUGGAGAAUCCGCACAGCAAGGCGCGCUGUUGCGUGGUCGAUAGCACUGGGCUCAAGCGGAAGAACUGCUUGAUUGUCCUCGCAGAGUCGGGCAGUCAGAGGAACGAAGUGAAAAUCGAGGAGGGCGGCAGCAAACGAAUUGCUUCAGAGGCCAUGGAGACUCCAGAGAAGCCUGUUGCCAAGAGGCCCCGCGACAUCGCCAAGAGCGAGGUCCACCAGGAGCCGCCGCCGCCACCGUCUGCUCCAUUGGGCGCUUGAGGUGCACGGCGCACGUCGUGCCGUUGAGCCGUGGGUGAGGCGCUCAGGAACCGCGCCCUCGGGAGGGUCUAGGGGGGUGUUGUGCCGUUUCCAGAAAGUAGGGUAGCUCGGGUUUUGGCCAGUGUAGUUUUUGCCCGUGCGGCUACCGGGGGGGUGGGCAGUGUAAUUCCUGCGACACGCGCCUCGUCCAUUGUCGUAUCGUUCUGCUCUUUGGUCGUCCGCGGGGGGGCCGCUGCGUCUGCAGCGUAGGAACCUACGGGGCU
Molecule: messenger RNA, 1547 nt
Organism: Prorocentrum cordatum
Lineage: Eukaryota; Dinophyceae; Prorocentrales; Prorocentraceae
Source: the annotation of a GenBank genome assembly